AUAAAGGUAAAUGGUUGUGUUAAGGUCAGAUGACUGGAUGUUUGUGUGUGGGGUUUGUGUUGAUGAAAAAAUUGAUGAUUCAAAGCUAGUAAUUUUUCUAAUUUCCUCAGUUUUCUCACAAAGGAAACCCACAGUGAAGUACGACAAUGUCAUUAGAGUGUUAUCCAAAAGCUGAACGGUAGGAGGGCUAGGAGGAGUAUGAGGGAUUUUGAUUCUUUUUUAAGGGAGUAUGAUUUGAUUGACCCGCCUUGUUGAAUGCUUAAUUUACUUGGUCCAAUUUUCAGGAGGUGCUUUGAGAAUAUGUGGUUGGAUCACCCUUUCAUUCAAAAAGGAUUUUAAAGAGUGGUGGGCGAAUUGUAGGAUUCAAGAGUGGAAGGGUUUUAAGUUCAUGAAUAAAUUGAAAAUGGUCAAAUGAAAGUUAAAAGAAUGGAAUAAAGAGGUUUUUGGUUAUUUAAAGGCCAAGAAAAGUGAGAUUGAAAAAAGGUUUGAGGUUCUUGAUUGUCUUGAAUCUGGGGGGAAUUUGAUGAGGCACUUAGAAAGGAAAACUCGAAUUUGAAAAAGUAAUCUUUAGAGAAUCAGUUCAUCAGAGCCAUUUACUCGUGAUUGUUUUCUAUGGAAGGGAAUCCUAGAGCAGGGAUUGAGGGUCUUGAUUGGUGUCCAAAUUAUGUAUUCUUAUUCAAGAAGUUCAUUUAUGUGCUUCCUUUCUAGUUGUUAUAUCAUAUAUGGUCUCUGAUGUGAAAAAACUGUGUGCAUAUUUUGUAUUUCAUUUUUCUGCACAUUUGUAUGGAUAUAUAUAUCAAAUCAUUUAUCUCCUUUAUUUUUUACAGAAUCAGACUGGUAGCUGUUGCUACGCAGAAGUUUAUUGCAGAGGUUGCAACUGAUGCUCUUCAGCAAUGCAAGGCAAGGCAGGCAGCUGUAGUCAAGGACAAGAGGGAUAAGCAGCAAAAGGAUAAACGUUUAAUCUUGACAAUGGAGGACCUCUCCAAGGCUCUGCGUGAGGUAAGCACUUUAGUGCUUCAAGCAGUAUUGCUAUCAAGAGUCAAAUUUAUGCCAGCCAACCUCAAAAUGACAAUAUCAUGUGGGUGUUUGGGAAGUGGGUUUUUUUAUAAGUUUUUUUAGUUGUAGGAUAUUAUCGGAGAAAUUUUUUUUUGUAUUUGGGAAGAUAGUUGGGUUUUUUUGUGGUUAGAUGUGAUGUUUGUGA
Camellia sinensis is the source of this 1201-nucleotide messenger RNA. The record is from RefSeq and is a predicted model, not a curated record. Lineage: Eukaryota; Viridiplantae; Streptophyta; Magnoliopsida; Ericales; Theaceae.